AUGGCUGAUGCAAAAUUAGGCCAAUGGUUAUUUCUUCUAGCAUGUGCAGUCACACUGCUGAAAGCAGCAGGAGUUCCUGUGGAAAUAACUUAUGUUCAUAGCGCGAUCGCCAAAGGAGCCGUUUGUUUGGAUGGGAGUCCCCCAGCUUACCACCAUGAUAAGGGAUUUGGCUCAGGAAUUAACAAUUGGUUGGUUCACAUUGAGGGAGGAGGAUGGUGUAACAAUGUCACAACUUGCCUUGGCCGUAAAAACACUCGUUUAGGUUCAUCUAAGCAAAUGCUGAAGGCAAUUGCCUUUUCUGGGAUUCUGAGCAACAGGAAAAUGUUUAAUCCAGACUUCUACAAUUGGAACAGAAUCAAAGUUAGGUACUGCGAUGGGGCAUCAUUCACUGGUGAUGUUGCAGCAGUAAACCCAGCUACUGGUCUUUACUUCAGAGGAGCAAGGAUCUUUCGUGCCGUCAUUGAAGAUCUAUUAGCAAAAGGAAUGGGGAACGCUCAAAAUGCUAUUCUCUCUGGUUGUUCUGCCGGUGGAUUGACUUCUAUUCUUCAUUGUGACAACUUCCAUGCUCUCUUGCCCGUCGGAACGAAUGUCAAAUGUGUUUCAGAUGCUGGUUACUUUAUUAACGUAAAGGAUGUUUCUGGAGCCCAACACAUCGAAGAGUUCUUUAGUCAAGUGGUUGAAACACAUGGUUCAGCCAGGAAUUUGCCUCCAUCCUGCACUUCAAAAUUGAGACCAGGUUUGUGCUUCUUCCCGCAAUAUAUGGCAUCCCAAAUCCGGGACGCGGAUAUUCUUUGUAAACGCAGCCUACGAUUCAUGGCAGAUCAAGAACAUUUUGGCACCGGGAGUUGCCGAUCCUCAUGGCACUUGGCACGAGUGCAAGCUCGAUAUAAAGAAUUGCUCACCCACUCAACUCAAAGCCAUGCAAGGCACAUGCUAGAUAUUUUAGGGGUAACUAAGAAUUUACCUAGCCACCACCUCCUUCUACCUAAGCCUAACCGCACGCCAUCCUCUUCCCCCCAAAGCUGCCCAUCCAUCUACCUCACCAAUCCAACAACCCAAACCAUCCCAGAUGGCUCCAAGCCUCCAGCACCUUCUGGUGAUAAAUUCCAAGUCUCCUCUGAUUUCAGGGUGCAGUUUUUAAGUGUAAUUGGUGGCAUGACCGGCUGUCCAUUAAAAGGAAUGUUCAUAGACUCUUGCUAUGCUCACUGUCAAACUGAAACGCAGGAGACGUGGUUAAUGGCUGACUCUCCGGUGCUCAACAAGACGACAAUUGCACAGGCAGUUGGCGACUGGUUCUAUGGCAGAACUCCGUUCCAAAGAUAG
This is a messenger RNA of Prunus armeniaca (apricot), 1323 nucleotides long. The record is from the annotation of a GenBank genome assembly. Lineage: Eukaryota; Viridiplantae; Streptophyta; Magnoliopsida; Rosales; Rosaceae.